AACAUGUCCAAGCGAAGGCGGCUUCGGCGCGGCACCGCCGCCGAUUCGAAUGACGACGACGUUGACCUGACGGAAGAUGAGCCGGAGCCUAGCAUACAUGCCACGGAGUGUACGAUCUGCUGCGAGAAGUGUGUGACCAGUGGGGAGCAUCGUCUGGCGAGUCUCGCGUGCGGCCACUUGUUUGGCCAAAGUUGCAUCGAGCGAUGGGUUAAACAGAGCAAGACCUGUCCCGUGUGCAGCCAGGCGGUGAAGCGAAACGACGUGCGCGUGCUCUUCACCGACUCGGUCUCUGUCGUGGACAACAGUCGGCAGGAAGAAUUCAACCAGAAGUACCUGGCCGAAAAGGCUGCGCGCUCCGCCAUCGAAAUGGAGGUGGCCAAGCUCAAACUCCAGCAUGCCGCGCUCCAACUGGAAUACGACAAGCACAAAAACCGUGUCAUGGAGCUGCUGGAAGAGAACUCGAUGCUCAAGUCCAUGGCGCUGCCGCCGCCGCCCCCCUCGUCCUCCCAGAGUGCUGCCCGACCUGCGACAUGGGCAUAUGCCAAGUUCGCAUCCAUUGUGUGCUCGGACUCGCGUGUCUGCGCCAUCUCCCUGCGCGGCGACCUGCUCGGCGUGGGAACCAAACUCGGCCCAGACUCCCAUGGACUCUUGCAGGUGAGUCUCUUGGACAUUCAACAUCGCGCGUCGAUUCCGCUGCAUCGACUGGCCAUCCGCGACGUCGCUGUGAGUGCCGACAGCAAAUACGUGGCCACGACCGCCAUGGACGGCAAACUGCACAUUACAAGUACAAUGGCCCAACGCUCCAUCUUGCACUUUGACAUGCCAGGCCGCCACGGUUGGUCGUGCUGCUGGGACGCGUCCAACGCGCAUCAGAUUUGGGUCGGCCACCAGAACGGCACGCUGUCGCGCUUCGACAUGCGCAAACCAGGCGCUGAAGUGGCAGAUUCGUUGACCCAUCACUUUAAACAACCUGUCCACGCCGUGCGGUCGUUGGUGUUGGAGCCGAUGCACACGCCGGUCGUGGUCGCCGCCACGUUCAGCGGGGUCUCGAUCUGGGCCGCAGCCGAAUCGGCCCAGUCUUUGGUUCACCACAUGCAUAUGGACAUCAAGCACUGCUGCGCCAUGGCAAACAACCCCCAAACGCCCAGUCAGCUGGUCGUGUCCACGCGAACCACGACGACGACGACGGCAACCAGCACAUCCUCCUCUUAUUCGACGACGACGACGAGUCCUGCGCAGCAUUUCGUCGUGUCGUUGCGUCACAACCCUGACGACGGGCUCGUGGAAACCGAAGCCGACGGCGUGUUGCAGGGCCACGUGACCCCCAGCGCCAUCACGCGAGCCGCGAUAUGGUCCAGCGGCGGCGGCGACGUCGUUGUGGGAUCGGGGGAUGUGGGGGCCCAUGAAUUGAAGCUAUGGGAUGUUGCCACGUCAUCCGUGGUGCGCCAUAUCGAUGCCCCUCAACCCAUCGUGGACGUCCAGCAUGGCUGGGCAGGGCCGACGAUGGGGGUUUUAGCUACGUUGGCCAACGACGAGUUGGUCUUGUACAGAACCACCCAAGCCUAGAUACCAGUGAUGAUAUCGUCGUAGAUCUACGUUUAUUUAACAAGUGCAGUGUAUUACUAUGAAUACUGUACGUAAUGAUGGCAAACAAUAUAUCGG
Molecule: messenger RNA, 1662 nt
Organism: Aphanomyces astaci
Lineage: Eukaryota; Oomycota; Saprolegniomycetes; Saprolegniales; Verrucalvaceae
Exons: 7
Coding region: 4-1566 (520 amino acids)
Biological process (GO): protein ubiquitination; interstrand cross-link repair
Cellular component (GO): nucleus
Molecular function (GO): ubiquitin protein ligase activity; protein binding
Source: RefSeq, a predicted model, not a curated record